Molecule: messenger RNA, 971 nt
Organism: Oryctolagus cuniculus (rabbit)
Lineage: Eukaryota; Metazoa; Chordata; Mammalia; Lagomorpha; Leporidae
Source: RefSeq, a predicted model, not a curated record
GAUAGAAUUAAAAAGACUCAUAGAAUGACAAACACUCUAAACAGCACUCUGGCCUUAGAACCAACUCUUAAGACAGUCACGGGUAAUGACACCAGCUCCGACUGUCAGAGCCGGCCUUCCUCGUGUAGGGGGAUCUGCCGGACCAUUGCUAAUUCAAUUUCUUUCCCAAUCCGUGCCCUUCCCUAUCAUCGCCCCCUUCACCUUGGAUCAUGUUCAAGAAAUUUGAUGAAAAAGAAAAUGUGUCCAACUGCAUCCAGUUGAAAACCUCAGUAAUUAAGGGUAUUAAGAACCAAUUGAUAGAUCAAUUUCCAGGUAUUGAACCAUGGCUUAAUCAAAUCAUGCCUAAGAAAGAUCCUGUCAAAAUAGUUCGAUGCCAUGAACAUAUAGAAAUCCUUACAGUAAAUGGAGAAUUACUAUUUUUUAGACAAAGAGAAAGGCCUUUUUAUCCAACCCCAAGGUUGCUUCACAAAUAUCCUUUUAUCCUGCCAUACCAGCAAGUUGAUAAAGGAACCAUCAAAUUUGUACUCAGUGGAGCAAAUAUCAUGUGUCCGGGCUUAACUUCUCCAGGAGCUAAGCUUUACCCUGCAGCAGUAGAUACCAUUGUUGCAAUUAUGGCUGAAGGGAAACAGCAUGCUCUGUGUGUUGGAGUCAUGAAGAUGUCUGCAGAAGACAUCGAGAAAGUCAACAAAGGAAUUGGCAUUGAAAAUAUCCAUUAUUUAAAUGAUGGGCUGUGGCAUAUGAAGACAUAUAAAUAAGCCUCAGAAGGAAUGCAUUGGGAUAAAUAUGGAUAUUAUGCUGUAUCUGUGCUUGUAUGUGUGUGUGACAGCAUGAAGAUAAUGCCUCUGUGGUUAUGUUGAAUAAAUUCUACAGAUGCUAAAAAAAAAAAAAAAAAAAGACAGUCAGAUAUGACAAAAAGCCCAUGAGAGCAUUUCAGGCACAGAAAGCCAAGACACUGUGGCAAAAAUGGCCUA